Molecule: messenger RNA, 2073 nt
Organism: Scleropages formosus (Asian bonytongue)
Lineage: Eukaryota; Metazoa; Chordata; Actinopteri; Osteoglossiformes; Osteoglossidae
Gene: pnkp
Product: polynucleotide kinase 3'-phosphatase
Exons: 18
Coding region: 7-1776 (589 amino acids)
Biological process (GO): DNA repair
Cellular component (GO): nucleus
Molecular function (GO): protein binding; polynucleotide 3'-phosphatase activity; double-stranded DNA binding
Source: RefSeq, a predicted model, not a curated record
UCAAGGAUGCAGUGUAUGCUUCUAAGCACAGCUGGAGCCAGUUUGCCUCUGGCUGAUGGCCGGGCGGUGAUUUUUGGCCGUGGUCCGGAAUCUCGGGUAUCAGACAAGAAGUGCUCAAGACACCAGGUUAAACUGGUGGCCAAUUAUGAGGACCGGACAGUGCUUGUGACACAGCUCGGUGCAAAUCCUUCCUUUCUGGGUGACCGGGCUCUGGGCAGAGGCCAAUCUGGGCGGCUUACUGAGGGGAGUACUCUGUAUCUGGUGAACCAGAAAUACCCCUUCACAGUGCAGUUUUCUGGGGACUCCAAUGGGGCCUCCUCACCUACACUUCCAAAGGCAAAUGAAAUUGAUCCAAAGGAGACAAAAAAAGAGGAGCAGAGAGAGAAGCCCAAGCGCAGUAUCCAGGAUUUCUUUCCUGCUUCACCCAAAAAGGUUUGGCUAUCUGUGAAGAGACCAUCCAGCCAGGACAAUGAACUCUCUGCAAAGCGUUUCUGCCCACCUGGGUCUUCUGGUGGGGAGGCUGAUGCGGAAAGUGUCAUUGAGGAGAAGCUCAAGCGGCUGCAGGAGUUUGCAGAAAGUGCGAGCAAGUGUGAGUCAGUGCCAAGUGCAGCCAUGGGAUCUGCCCCCUGUACCAAGAACUGCUGGGAACAGAGAGGAAGCCUAAUGAUCUUCACUGCAGCUGGAGUUGUGGCCAGGGAGAAGAUUGCAGGGUUUGAUCUUGAUGGGUGCAUCAUCACCACCAAAUCAGGCAAAGUGUUUCCUACAAGUCCAGAUGACUGGAGGAUUUUGUACCCUGAGAUUCAGCCAAAGUUGGCCAGUCUUUUAAAGAAAGGAUUUAAGGUGGUUUUUUUUACCAACCAGAUGGGGAUUUCUCGGGGGAAACUGAGGCCAGAGGUGUUCAAGUCUAAAGUGGAAGAUGUCCUGGCGACGCUGAAACUGCCUAUCCAGGUCUUUGCAGCAACUGCCUCUGGGAUCUACAGAAAGCCAGUGAUAGGAAUGUGGGAACAUCUAUGUCAGAAGGCCAAUGAUAGCAUUACGGUGGACAAGCUUCAGAGUUUUUAUGUUGGAGAUGCAGCCGGUCGACCUGUGAACUGGGCCCCUGGAAAAAAGAAGAAGGAUUUCUCCUGCAGCGACAGAUUGUUUGCUCUGAACAUUGGGCUGCAGUUCCACACUCCGGAGGAAUUCUUCCUGGGCUGGAAGCCAGCCCCCUUCGUCCUGCCGACCUUUAAUCCCAGGACAUGUGACCCAAAUGCUAGACUGUAUGACCCACCUGAUGCCUCUCUCACCUGCUCACAACAGGAAGUGGUUGUUGCUGUGGGUUAUCCUGCCUCUGGGAAAUCCACUUUCUUCCACAAGCAUAUUGUUCCAAAGGGAUAUGUAUAUGUGAACAGGGACACUCUAGGAUCCUGGCAGAACUGUGUGUCAGCUUGUGAGCGUGGCCUCAAAGAGGGCCGUAGCGUUGCUGUGGACAAUACCAACCCUGACCCAGAGUCUCGUAAACGGUAUCUGGAUGUGUCUCAGAAAAUGGGAGUGCCUUGUCGCUGCUUCCUUUUCACAACAUCCUUGGAGCAGGCCAAACACAAUAACCGCUUCCGUGAGAUGAUGCCGGCAAACAAACACGCCACGGUCAAUGACAUGAUCUUCCACAGUUAUAAGAACAAAUUUAUUGAGCCGUCUCUCUCUGAGGGUUUCUCCGAGAUCCUGAAAAUACGUUUUGUCCCCAGCUUCCCAGACACCCAGAGUGAGGCUCUCUAUAAGCAGUUUUCCGAAGGCUGAUUAGUGGAUGUUCUGACCCUUGUCGCUUUCGGCGAAUGCUUUACCUUUGACUUUGGUCGUUAGGUCCUCAUCCAUUUGUAUCUCCUUAAAUAAAUUCCCUCCUUAUGAAGAAUGCUAACGAUUCUGGUUUGUGUUUACAAAGAUAAUGACACACUUUUACAGUGACCUUCUUCGCAGUAGCAAAUCAGGAUACAUUGUUAUACCUUUUAUCACGCUAAUGAUGUAACAUACAUUGCCUCAAAUUAUAAAUUUCAUAGGUUCAUAAUCUUGGUAUUUGUGUGGAUAAGUGUCCCAAAU